UUAAAAAUGAACAGAGAGCUUUUGGUGGCCUGGUUUCACGUCUGCUUCAGUUAGAGGGAAGAGAAUGGAGACGCUUGUUUUUCUAUUUCCUCAAUUGAACUACUUUUUUGCUGCAAAGGAGGAAGAGUAUUUCAAAAUGCUUGGUCCAGAGGACCUGCAAGCACAGAGAAUGAAAGACAAGAAUACAAGUGCCGUCAGACUAAAAGAGAAGGACAGAAAGAGUCGACUCAGCCUGCUGCUGAACAAGUCAGGCUCCCAUGAAAAUGUUGGUGUGGAAAAAACGACUGCCACAGCAACAAACAAGAUCUCACCAGAGGCAGCUUUGAAAUGGAGUGACUCCUUUGAAGAACUGCUCAAACAUUCAGAUGGAGUGGAGACUUUCUCUCACUUCCUCAGGACUGAGUUCAGCGAGGAGAACAUUGAGUUCUGGCUAUCCUGUGAGGACUACAAGACUACAGAGUCGGAAACCAAGCUCCUGUCUAAAGCCAAGCAGAUGUAUGCUGUCUUUAUUGUUGCCGAUGCCCCAAAAGAGAUCAACAUUGACCACUCAACCAGGGUGGCCAUUCAGAAGAACGUUGUCCAGCCCACCAAGAGCUGCUUUGAAGCAGCGCAGAGUAAAGUGUACAGUCUGAUGAAGAAAGACUGCUACCCUAGGUUCCUGGUGUCUGACAUCUAUCUGCGCCUCACGAAGAGGAAGACCCCAGGGGGCACCCUGUACCGGAGGAGGUCACGAUCCUGCGUGUUCACCGACCGAGCGGAGGCCACAGCGGACUCCUCCGUCUGGUUGUGACGCCGCCAGCCGACAGCCAUGACCUCUCCUUGUUCCAUCACAUCCAACACCCCCUCCCUCCACCUGCAACACCCCCUCCCUCCACCUCCAACACCCACUCCCUCCACCUCCCGUGCUCACACAUCCCUCUCCUAGUCCACUAACAACCCCCAUACCCUACCCCCACCCGCAUACCCUACCCCCACCCCCAUACCCUACCCCCACCCCCAUACCCUACCCCCACCCCC
Messenger RNA from Hypomesus transpacificus, 1017 nucleotides. RefSeq names its product regulator of G protein signaling 18 (gene rgs18). Lineage: Eukaryota; Metazoa; Chordata; Actinopteri; Osmeriformes; Osmeridae. The record is from RefSeq and is a predicted model, not a curated record. The transcript is spliced from 5 exons. Bases 65 to 790 code for a protein of 241 amino acids.